Molecule: messenger RNA, 768 nt
Organism: Acanthosepion pharaonis
Lineage: Eukaryota; Metazoa; Mollusca; Cephalopoda; Sepiida; Sepiidae
Source: the annotation of a GenBank genome assembly
AUGAUUCUUUCUUUAGUUGCCACUCCCUUUCUACUGCUCUUUUUUUUUUCUUCUUUAACCUUCCUUAUAUACUUUCAAAUCUCUUUCGCAUCCUUUGUCUCUUUCCUUCUUUCUUUUUUUUAUUUCCUUUUUUUAUCAUUCAUCUCUUUCUUUUUGAAAUUUGUCAUCUGUUUCUUUCAUCCUCCUUUUCUUUUUUGCGAUUUUCUACUUCUUUCUUUUUUUCUUUCUUUCUUUCUUUCUUUCUUUCUUUCUUUCUUUCUUUCUUUCGGUUUUUUUAAUAUUUUUCUUGUUCUCUCGUCCACCCUUUCUUUCUUUUAUCAUCUUUAUUUUUUACUUUCUUUCGUUUUUCGUUUCUUUUGUUUUUGUUCGUCUUUUUCUUUCUUCGGCUCUUUGUUGUCAUUCUAUGAAUUUUUCUCAUUCUUUCUUUCUAUCUUUCUUUCUUUGUUUCUUUCUGCCUCUCUUUCUUGUGGCGAUUACUUUCUUUUUUUUCUACUCUUUCUAGUUUUUUUUCUUCCUUUCUUUCUUUUUUUUCUUCUUUUCUUUAUUUUUUCUUUAAUAAUUUCUAUAAGGACUUUCUUGACUACUUUUCCGAUAUCUGUUUCUUUCAUUGGGAUUUUUCUUUCCUCUCUAUCUUUUCGGGAUUUAAUAUCGUUCUUUCUUUUUCUUCAGUCCUUAUUUGUUUCUUUCUUUUUUGUGAUUUCUUUCUCUCUAUUUUUCUUUCUUUCUUUCUUUCUUUCUUUCUUUCUUUCUAAAUCUUCCUCUCAUUAA